GAGCAUCAGUCCAACGAGCCAAAAGGAUUCAACUGACACUGAUAUGACUCAGAGAGAAGCAGCCAAUCAGAGGACAGCUGCUGAUGAAUGAGUGAUGAUGUGCUGAUGAAUGAUUGGACUGCUGCUCUCAGUGUUUCCACUCCAGAUGAAGGUGUGGACUCUGCUAUGAGUCAGUGUGAGGACAGAGAGGAGGGAGUCCCUCCCCCUAAACCCCCUCUGUGUGGGGACCAUGACAGCCAGACCAAAGCUCAGAGCCCAGAGAAGCAGCACGGACCUGGACCUGGUCUUGGACCUGAAUCUGGACCUGGACCCAGUUGUGUGUCCUUCAAGAGUUCAAAGGACCUUGUUAUUGAUUUUAAACAAAGAUAUGGAAAAAAGAAUCUGGAAGAACCUGAACCCAUCUGUGUGUCCAUGAAGAGUGACGGGUCUAUGGGUGAACCUUUAUGCUUCAAAGAUGGACGCCACUCUGUUGAUCAAAGAGUGGACCAAGAGAGCUCAGAGGGUCCCAGUGGUCAGCCUGCCCAGCAGCAUCAAACCCACCUGGACUCCAUCUUUAUGCUGCUGGAGGACGACAUUGUCACUUUUGUGAAGAACGAGCUGCAGAAGAUCCAGAAGGUUCUGAGUCCAAGUUACCCAGAAUGCUUAAAGAGUGAGAGGGAGGAUGAGGAGGUGUUGAACUGUGAGGAUGAAGAGCAGAGGAGGAGCAGCAGAGAGGCAUUUCUGAAGAUCACACUGCACUUCCUGAGGAGACUGAAGCAGGAGGAGCUGGCUGACCGUCUGCAAAGCAGAAGUCAUUGUGGAGUUUGUAAGCAUAAACUCAAAUCUAACCAGCAGAAGACGUUCCAGAGUAUGUUUGAGGGGAUUGCUAAAGAAGGAAACCCAACCCUUCUGAAUCAGAUGUUCACAGAGAUCUACCUCAUGAAGGGAGGGGCUGCAGAGGUCAAUGAUGAACACGAGGUCAGACAGAUUGAAACAGCAUCCUGGAAACCAGACAGACCAGAAACAACAAUCAGACAAGAAGACAUCUUUAAAGCCCCACCUGGAAGAGAUGAACCAGUCAGAACCAUGAUGACAAAGGGAGUGGCUGGCAUCGGGAAAACAGUUUUAACACAGAAGUUCACUCUGGACUGGGCUGAAGGCAAAGCCAACCAGGACAUCCAGUUCAUAUUCCCAUUCACCUUCAGAGAGCUGAAUGUGCUGAAAGAGAGAAAGUUCAGCUUGGUGGAACUUGUUGAUUACUUCUUUAGUGAAACCAAAGAAGCAGGAAUCAGCAGGUUUGAAGAGGUCGUGUUCAUCUUUGACGGUCUGGAUGAGUGUCGACUUCCUCUGGACUUCCUCAACACCGAGAUCCUGACUGAUGUUACAGAGUCCACCUCAGUGGGUGUGCUGCUGACAAACCUCAUCAGGGGGAAACUGCUUCCCUCUGCUCACCUCUGGAUAACCACACGACCUGCAGCAGCUAAUCAAAUCCCUCCUGGGUGUGUUGACAUGGUGACAGAUAUCAGAGGAUUCACUGACCCACAGAAGGAGGAGUACUUCAGGAAGAGAUUCAGAGAUGAGGAGCAGGCCAGCAGGAUCAUCUCCCACAUCAAGAAAUCAAGAAGCCUCCACAUCAUGUGCCACAUCCCAGUCUUCUGCUGGAUCACUGCUACAGUUCUGGAGGACAUGUUUGAGACCAGAGAGGGAGGAGAUCUGCCCAAGACCCUGACUGAAAUGUACAUUCACUUCCUGGUGGUUCAGGCCAAAGUGAAGAACAUCAAAUAUGAUGGAGGAGCUGAGACAGAUCCACACUGGAGUCCAGAGAACAGGAAGAUGAUCGAGUCUCUGGGAAAACUUGCUUUUGAGCAGCUGCAGAAAGGGAACCUAAUCUUCUAUGAAUCAGACCUAACAGAGUGUGGCAUCGAUAUCAGAGCAGCUUCAGUGUGUUCAGGAGUGUUCACACAGAUCUUUAAAGAGGAGAGCGGACUGUACCAGGACAAGGUGUUCAGCUUCGUCCAUCUGAGUGUUCAGGAGUUUCUAGCUGCUCUUCAUGUCCAUCUGACAUUCAUCAACUCUGGAGUCAACCUGCUGGCAGAAGAACAAAAAAACUCCAAGCUGUCUAGAGUCUUCAGAGACAAAACAAGUUUCUACCAGAGUGCUGUGGACAAGGCCUUACAAAGUCCAAAUGGACACCUGGACUUGUUCCUCCGCUUCCUCCUGGGUCUUUCACUGCAAACAAAUCAGAGUCUCCUACGAGGUCUGCUGACACAGAAAAGAAGUAGCUCAAAGACCAAUCAGAAAACAGUGGAUUACAUCAAGAAGAAGAUCAGUGAGAAUCUGUCUGCAGAGAGAAGCAUCAAUCUGUUCCACUGUCUGAAUGAACUCAAUGAUCGUUCUCUAGUGGAGGAGAUCCAACAGUCCCUGAGUUCAGGAAGUCUCUCCACAGAUAAACUGUCUCCUGCUCAGUGGUCAGCUCUGGUCUUCAUCUUACUGUCAUCAGAAGACAAUCUGGACGUGUUUGACCUGAAGAAAUACUCUGCUUCAGAAGAAGCUCUUCUGAGGCUGCUGCCAGUGGUCAAAGCUUCCAACAAAGCUCUACUGAAUGGCUGUGAGCUGUCAGAGAGAAGCUGUGAAGCUCUGUCCUCAGUUCUCAGCUCCCAGUCUUCUAGUCUGAGAUAUUUGGACCUGAGUAAAAACAACCUGCAGGAUUCAGGAGUGGAGCUAGUGUCAGUUGGACUGAAGAGUCCUCACUGUACAUUGGAAAUUCUCAGACUGAGUGGCUGUUACCUGUCAGAGAGAAGCUGUGAAGCUCUGUCCUCAGUUCUCAGCUCCCAGUUCUCUAGUCUGAGAGAGCUGGACCUGAGUAACAACAACCUUCAGGAUUCAGGAGUGGAGCUGGUGUCUCCUGGACUAAACAGUCCACACUGUACACUUGAAACUCUCAGACUAAGUGGCUGUAACCUGUCAGAGAGAAGCUGUGAAGCUCUGCCCUCAGUUCUCAGCUCCCAGUCUCCUAGUCUAAGAGAGCUGGACCUGAGUAACAACAACCUGCAAGAUUCAGGAGUAGAGCUGGUGUCAGCUGGACUGAAGAGUCCACACUGCAGACUGGAAACUCUCAGUCUCUCAGGGUGUCUGGUCUCAGAGGAAGGCUGUACUUCUCUGUUGUCAGCUCUGCGCUCCAACCCCUCCCAUCUGAGAGUGCUGGACCUGAGCUACAAUCAUCCAGGAGACUCAGGAGUGAAGCUGCUGUCAGCUGGACUUAAGGAUCCACACUGGAGACUGGACACUCUCAGGACGGACCAUGGUGGACCACAGAGACUGAGACCUGGUCUGAGGAAGUAUGUCUGUGAACUGGAACUGGACACAAACACAGUACACAGAGGACUCAAACUGUCUGACAACAACAGGAAGGUGACAUAUUUGGGAGAGGAUCAGUCAUAUCCUGAUCAUCCAGAGAGGUUUGAGUGCUGGCCUCAGCUGCUGUGUAGAGAUGGUCUGACUGGUCGCUGUUACUGGGAGGUCCAGACCAGAGGAUGGGUUUCUAUAGCAGUGAGUUACAGAGGAAUCAGAAGGAGAGGAAGCAGUAAAGACUGUGUGUUUGGAUAUAAUGAUCAGUCCUGGAGUCUGAUCUGCUAUGAUGAUCGCUACUCUGUCGGUCACAAUAACUUAGUAACAGACCUCACGUCCUCCUCUGUCUCUAACAGAGUAGCUGUGUAUGUGGACGUUCCUGCUGGCUCUCUGUCCUUCUACACAGUCUCCUCUGACUCACUGAUCCACCUCCACACCUUCAACACCACAUUCACUCAGCCUCACUAUCCUGGGUUUGGGGUCUGUUCUGGUUCCUCAGUGUCUCUGUGUCCUCUGCAGGACUGAGAGUCUCUCCUGUGGACAGAAACCCUGACUGAAGAUCAGCUGCUGAAAUCAAAGUUCAGUCUGUUCUCCAUCACACACUCCAGACCAAACAUGAAGAAUUUGUGCCUAUAAAUCACAUGUCAAUUUCACCCUUGGAGCCCAUCUAUCUCUACGCUCCUUUUCACACCCAAUCCCAAACUUUCACUUGUUUAGUCGUCCACAACUGGUUAGUUCUCUGCAGAUUUAAAAACAAGCCAACCGAUAAAAUUACUUUUGUUUACAGGAAGAGUUCCUUGAAAUUGACACGGCCUCUUAAGUUAAGGAAAAGGUUGUGGGUGGGCGGGACAACAACGGGUUAGGUUCAGGAAAAGAAGAACGGGACACGAUCCCCGGUCCCCUCUGUGAAAGUCCUGUGUUGUUUGACCCAUCCACCCCCCCCCAAAACCAACCUCCCAAUGCAGAUUUUCAGGCUUUCAUACUACUGGCUACCGUUGUGGCCCAUCACACUACGCCUUCUUCUCCUUGACUUUCCUUUGGCGUUGUUUUCCGUGGGGCCACCACCACCUAAUGCGCUGGUAACAGUUCUGUGAGACCAGGCUUGAUUGUGUUGAAACUUGAGACAAAUUGUCUGAUUAGAUAACGCUGUUUGAGAAACAAUGAUUGAUGGCAAUCUAAUGGAAGACUGAUUCAUAUCUUAUUGGAAAUUUAUAGUUCUCAGUUAAUAUAUUAAUACCAUAUUGUUGGUGAACUUGA
This is a messenger RNA of Etheostoma spectabile (orangethroat darter), 4584 nucleotides long. RefSeq names its product NLR family CARD domain-containing protein 3. Gene Ontology annotation, molecular function: protein binding. The transcript is spliced from 12 exons. The coding region runs from base 88 to 3852 and encodes 1254 amino acids. The record is from RefSeq and is a predicted model, not a curated record. NCBI's taxonomy places the organism in Eukaryota, Metazoa, Chordata, Actinopteri, Perciformes, Percidae.